GUGCGGCGAUCUCACCUUUUGACUUAUGCGGACGCCGGUACACGUCGACCCUUUUGGCUUUUAUCUAACACAAUACUACCUGUGCGCCAGAUUGAGGAGAUUUCAGAAUUUUCUCUACCCUCUUCUCUUUUCUUCUCUUCUUCUAUUUAUUAGCUUUAAGUGAAGAGACGCGUAUGGCUUAUUUCCUUUGAGGUGUCAACCAUUCUGCUCAUGUUUCAAAAACACUUCCAGACAUGGGUUGGCUGGACAGGAUACUUAAAGGUUCCAGCAGUAAAGUUUCGAGGGGACAAUACCAUGGAAAGUCAGUAGAUGACGGGGCUUCAAGCGAACGCCGCAAAUCAUUUGAUCUCCAGUCGGACGAGAAUGAAGAUAUUGAUCGUGCUAUUGCCUUAUCUCUAUCAGAAGAGCAAAACAAAGGGAAGGCAAUUGAUGUUGAAGAUGAACAACUUGCAAGGGCCGUGCAAGAAAGUUUGUAUGCUGAGUCUCCUCCUCGUCAAAAUAACGAAGUAUAUCGACCAUCAUCAUAUGUUGUGCCCUUGGGAGGUUCAAGGAUAUGUGCUGGGUGCAAAAAAGAAAUAGGACAUGGACGCUUUCUUAGUUGUAUGGAUUCCGUGUGGCAUCCUGAGUGUUUCAGGUGUUAUGCUUGCGACAAACCAAUAUCUGAUUUCGAGUUCUCAAUGCAUGGGGAUCACCCGUAUCAUAAGUCAUGCUACAAGGAGCUUUAUCACCCGAAAUGUGAUGUUUGCAAACACUUUAUCCCGACAAACGAGAAUGGUCUCAUCGAAUACCGGGCACAUCCUUUCUGGAUGCAGAAAUAUUGCCCUUUUCAUGAGAAAGAUGGCACUCCUAGGUGUUGCAGUUGUGAAAGAAUGGAGCCAAGGGACGUUCAAUAUAUCACUUUAGAUGAUGGACGGAAACUUUGCCUAGAGUGUCUGAAUUCCGCAAUAAUGGAUAAUGAUGAAUGUCAGCCUCUGUACCUUGAUAUUCGAGAAUUCUAUGAGGGUUUAAAUAUGAAGAUAGACCAACCAAUUCCAUUGCUUUUGGUUGAGAGACAAGCUUUAAAUGAAGCCAUGGAAGGAGAAAAACAAGAUCAUCAUCACCUCCCUGAAACCAGAGGUCUCUGUCUCUCUGAAGAGCAGAUUGUCAGCACUAUUUUAAGAAGGCCAAUAAUUGGACCAGGAAACAGAAUCAUAGAAAUGAUAACAGGGCCAUACAGACUAAUCCGACAAUGUGAAGUAACUGCUAUUCUAAUAUUAUUUGGGCUUCCGAGGUUACUGACAGGGUCAAUAUUGGCACAUGAGAUGAUGCAUGCAUGGCUUCGGCUUAAAGGUUUUCGAUCUCUUCGACCGGAGGUUGAAGAGGGCAUCUGUCAGGUGCUGGCCCACAUGUGGCUGGACUCGGAGAUCAUGGCCGGGUCUGGCACAUCUGCAUCAACAUCAUCGUCGUCGUCGUCAUCAUCCUCCAGCUCAUCAAAGAAGAAAGGCACAAAGUCCGAUUUCGAGAAGAAACUUGGAGAGUUCUUCAAGCACCAGAUCGAGUCGGAUACUUCCCCGGUAUAUGGGGAUGGUUUCAGAGCCGCUAAUGAAGCUGUUGAUCGCCAUGGCCUCAGAAAUACCCUUAACCAUAUUGGAUUGACGGGGACUUUUCCUUUGUGAAACUGGUUCAUGAUUGUUCUUUCAUUGAAAUGGGAUAAGUGCCAGACAUUCUGAAGACUAUAUAGAUUAUUACAUAUACUACAAAAGAAGAAUAGUUUCCCAAAUAGAAAAAAGAAGAAAAGAGAAAAUGGAUAAAUGCGUUUAUGCUACAAAGACUCUUGUACCAAGACGUUAAAGAGAAAGUUAAUAAUGAUAAUAAUAAGUUUUAAUCCAAA
This is a messenger RNA of Ananas comosus (pineapple), 1870 nucleotides long. RefSeq names its product protein DA1-related 1-like. Bases 234 to 1655 code for a protein of 473 amino acids. The record is from RefSeq and is a predicted model, not a curated record. Gene Ontology annotation, molecular function: ubiquitin binding. NCBI's taxonomy places the organism in Eukaryota, Viridiplantae, Streptophyta, Magnoliopsida, Poales, Bromeliaceae. The transcript has 12 exons.